This is a messenger RNA of Brassica oleracea var. oleracea, 1183 nucleotides long. RefSeq lists its product as uncharacterized. The record is from RefSeq and is a predicted model, not a curated record. Lineage: Eukaryota; Viridiplantae; Streptophyta; Magnoliopsida; Brassicales; Brassicaceae. The coding region runs from base 119 to 430 and encodes 103 amino acids. The transcript is spliced from 4 exons.
UAUAAAAUACACGAUGUCUCUCUCCCCUCUCAGAAGUCCCUCAUAAUCUGAAUUUGCCUAUUUGCUACGAACCUCUGCUGGCCAUAACCUACUCCACAUCUGUGCAUCUCCGAGAGAAAUGGCGUUGAGGCAGAUGUUAGGAUGGUCAGAAGGCGAUCUGAUGAGAUCAGAUGCAAAGCCAUGUUCAAGGCUCAUGAGACAAACUGCUGCUAUUUUCACUGUUGGUGGAGCUCUUGGUUUCUGGGUUCUCUGCAGACUUCACUAUGGUCCGAGGGUUACAGUGCCAAAAAGUCUGCGAUGGGCUGGGUGUGGAGCUGUGUCCAUGAGUGCAUCUACGGCAACACUUGUCCGUCUCCUGAGCCCUGAAUGUGAACCCCAAAACAUUGCUGCAUACGACCAACCCAAAGCUCCUCAAGCUUCACUCCCUUAAACCAUCAGUUUCUGACUUUAUCUCUUAUGUUUGACAAGCAGAAUGAGACCUGGACGUUCUUGUCGAUGAUCUUGAGCAGAGAGGGUGGUAGGUAAAGGAGGUUCACCGUGAUUACGACGAUUUCUUUCCUUCCAAACAGAGUGGAUAUAAAUCUGAAAUGCAUAACAAGCGAGAAACAUGCAGUGGCUGUCCAGGUCGUUCUUUUUUUUUUUUUUUUUUUAAAUAAGGCUUUCAUAGUGAAGAUUAAAGUUUAGAACAUGCACAUAUACAAAGAGAAAAUGGAAAGGAGGGAAGAUGUAAACCACAAAGAGAUAACGAUACACCACGGUGGAAACGAUGGUUCUGCUCUUUCCACAACUCGUAAAUAGUCGCGUGCCAAAGCUGCAAACUAAUAAGGGAAGAUAUUUAUCUUGAAAUGCGACAGGGAAUCAAUUGAUCAUUUCCCACAGUAAGAGAACAUUACACAGAUAAAUUCUUUCCAUUGCUCAACCAAUCCUGCCUCACCAGUGAUAUGCAGUGGGCGACCCACGGACAUCCGAUAUAAGAGUCGUAUUUGUAAGUUUUGGGAGUUUGUAUUUGUUCGUUUUGAGUGUUCUGCAUAGAAUGGAAAGCUUAAGAUGGAGGGAGUUGACAUACUCCAAUCUUGCUUGAUAGCUCUAAAAAACGAGGUCAGGACAAUGGCUUAGUGAAUGCGUUGGCGAGCUGCUCGUGAGUAGAUACAUGAGAUAAUCAUAAAGUACCCAAGUUUACAUU